AUGGAAAAUGCGCUUCUCCGUGUAAGGAAAGUCGCUGAGGUGACGUUGUUUUCAGUUUGCGGCUGUCUGCAGCCCGCUCAUCAGGUCGGACCAGACUUGGGGCCUACACCGGGCAAGUAUUGCUCCGCUAUCGUAGCUGGCGACGGCAGCAUUUUCGCACCUCCCUACAAUGCGCGCAAGAUCUUGCGCAUUGACGGCACGGGGAACGUAAGUCUCGUACCACCAGAUCUUGGAGUCGGACCCCGCAAGUAUUGCUGUAUUUGCCAGGGUGCCAAUCGUCUGCUGUAUGCACCGCCACUGUACGCAGACCAGGUGCUGGAGAUCAGCACAUCUGGCAAAGGCAAUCGCCUCAUCGGUCCUGCAAUCGGCAAUGGAGAGGCGAAGUAUGCUUGUGCUGCGCUGGGACCUGAUGACAAAAUUUACUGCGCUCCACUCGAGGCGCACCGUGUCCUGCUCAUCAUCCCGGAGGAUCACGAGGUUGAAGAGAUUGGUGUCGAUUUGGGAAAGGAGGAGGAGAAGUACUCAUGCAUCGCACCAGCGCCGGUGGGACCCAUGAUGUACGCGGCACCGCGCAAUGCACGCUUCUUGCUGGAGGUCGACACGAAGAGAUGCUUUGUCCGGGAGGUUGGCAAGGAUCUGGGCCCCGUGAAGCGGAAGUUCACCGCCAUCCUCACUGGGAAACCUCCGGAGGCACCUGCAGGAAUGGUGAGGAGUGGCACCGCACCUCAAAGAGGUGCUGGUGCUUCGUGGAGUCCGCCGAGUAGCAGAUCCAAGCAGCGAACCCCGCCGCAGGAUCAAAAAGCAGUGGGGACAAGUCAUCUUCAUGGAAGUGUUGUGUGCGUGCGCUUCCAACAGUAUGGUAGUGCUGGUAGUGUUCUCCAUCGGCAUUCUAGUCGCAACUGUGUGGGGCCCCUGUACUUGUGCUGUGAAGCACGUUGCUUAUCUCAGGAUCCCUUUCAUAUCUCGGGCACUGUUGGCGGACUCUUAUCUAGGUGA
Molecule: messenger RNA, 996 nt
Organism: Symbiodinium sp. CCMP2456
Lineage: Eukaryota; Dinophyceae; Suessiales; Symbiodiniaceae
Source: the annotation of a GenBank genome assembly